Dromiciops gliroides (monito del monte) is the source of this 7754-nucleotide messenger RNA. It is a transcript of the gene LIMD1, whose product is annotated as LIM domain containing 1. Gene Ontology annotation, biological process: response to hypoxia; positive regulation of miRNA-mediated gene silencing; negative regulation of hippo signaling. Gene Ontology annotation, molecular function: transcription corepressor activity. The record is from RefSeq and is a predicted model, not a curated record. NCBI's taxonomy places the organism in Eukaryota, Metazoa, Chordata, Mammalia, Microbiotheria, Microbiotheriidae. Gene Ontology annotation, cellular component: nucleus; P-body; adherens junction.
CUCGAAGACUAGAAAUCGCCGAGUAGUUGCAAAUAUGCACUGGUAGAGGAGUGUCUUUACCAGGAGCUCCCUACGCCAAGGGAAUCAUGGAUCAUUUAAAGUAAAGUACGUUUGGGCCCAGCCGGGGCUGACGGGGGGCACUGGACUGCCCGAAGUUUGUGGAAGGGAGCAGCCACCUGCUUGUGGAUGUCCCUGCGGGGAGCAGAAGAGCUGGGCGGGAAAGUCGGCCAAACUGUUUCUGCAGCCUCAGAAAACCUUUCGGGAUCGGAAUCAUGCCCCUGGUGUUUGCCACAUGAUAACAGCAGCUGUGUGAGACGCAAGCCCCUUGGGUGGUGGUUAUUUGUUGCUGUUUUUUUCCCAACAACCCCUUCCUCCCCCCACCCUGUGGGAUCAAAGGACCCGUUGCCGGCGGACAGGGGCAGGUGCUGAGACAACAUGGACAAGUACGAAGACUUGGGCCUUGAGGCCAGUAAAUUUAUCGAGGACCUCAACAUGUAUGAGGCCUCCAAGGAUGGCCUGUUCCGAGUGGACAAGGGAGCGGGCAACAACCCGGAGUUUGAGGAGACUAGGAGGGUGUUUGCCACCAAGAUGGCCAAGAUCCACCUUCAGAAGCAGCAGCAGUUGUUGCAGGAGGAGCUGCUGCAGCGGGGUAGUGGCUCCCUCAAUGGAGGAGGCCGGCUGGCCCCCCUGGUCCCACCUGCAGGCCCCUUCACCCACCGGGAGGCUGGAGGAAGCAGUAAGCAAUCCCUCGGGGAUGGAGCUGCCAAACCCCCUCUUGCUGCCCCUUCCUUGGCAUCUGGGGCUGGGCCGGUAGCACCAGGCCCAGGAAGUCAGCUGGCCUUUCAAAGUCAGUCAGCCUCGGCUCUGCCCCAGGGUCAGCGGGCCAGGUUGCAUCCCGAAGGCCAGAAGAGAGCCAGCCAGGACUUCAGUUAUGGAAAUGGUACGGGGAAUGCCUCGGCAUCUGCUUUGCAGGGGCUGGAUCCCAGGGGCAGUAGUGCUCUCGGCCCCCCUGAGGGGGCUUUUUCUUCUCUCUCUCAUGGAGAUUACUAUGACAACUAUCCCGGGCAGAAGUGGGGGGAGGAGCCUUCCCAGUUCACCAGCAUCCGACCAGGCACGGGGAGCUCUUGGCCAGGCUCCAAAACGCCAGCUGACCCUCCCCUGUACCAGUGCCAGGCAUCUCCAAACUCCUGCAGGUCUUUUGAGAGUGGGUACAGCAGCCAGGAUGGCAGCGGGAGUGAGGGCCACCAUCUGGGUCGGGACCCCGAGCAGAAGCCGGCCGGCCAGCAGCGCUCAUCUUCCUUUUCCCACACACUCAAUUCUAGAGCUCCUCCCCAACCCCCAGAAAUAACGACCCCCUUGGCCCUGCCACAGCAGAGGUCGUCCUCUUUCUCUUCCCCGGCCACCCUGGCUGCCUCAGGUACUUCACUUCAAGGAGAGCCGUCCAAAAAAAGUGCUUCGGUGGAAAGGGAGAUUCCUGGAGCCGUGGCCAAAUCCACUGGGGACUCUCUGCUCUGGUACCAUGGGAGCCCCAAAUCUUACAUUUCGAGUUCAGUACCUGCCCCACUGCCAACCAGCACUGACUAUCAGUCCUCUGGUGCUGCUUACCCUAAGUCCAUCGACCACUUAGCCCCUCAUGGGCAGACUCCCCAGCCCAAUCGCAGGGACUCUGGCCCAAAUCCCAAGUUGAGUUUCCCCAACCUUUCUUCGGUCCCAAUGUCUGAUGCUCUUGGGCCUGCUUUUAGAGAGGGGCCCAGUAGCUUGCCACCUGAUAGUACCCAAGGGAGUGUCCAUCCAGAAAACUCCAGCUCCUCCAAAGUAAAAUUACCCUGCCAGACCCUCCUUCCACCCCCAGAGCAAGGGUUGUCUGCAGUCGAAUUAAAAUUAGAAGCACUCACCCAGCGUCUGGAGCAAGAGAUGGAUAUUCAUCCGAAGGCCGAUUAUUUUGGAGCAUGUGUGAAAUGCAAUAAGGGCGUCUUUGGAGCCAACCCCUGCCAAGCAAUGGGGAACCUCUAUCAUGAUAGCUGCUUCACCUGUGGGGCCUGCAGUCGGAAGCUGAGGGGGAAAGCCUUUUAUUUUGUCAAUGGCAAAGUAUUCUGUGAAGAAGACUUCCUGUAUUCUGGUUUCCAGCAAUCGGCUGACAGGUGUUUUGUCUGCGGACACUUGAUAAUGGAUAUGAUCCUACAGGCUUUAGGAAAGUCUUAUCACCCAGGCUGUUUCCGCUGUGUGAUUUGUAACGAGUGUCUGGAUGGGGUGCCGUUCACAGUAGACACGGAGAACAAGAUCUACUGUGUGCGAGAUUACCACAAGGUAUUGGCGCCCAAGUGUGCAGCAUGUGGGCUCCCUAUUCUUCCAUCUGAGGGCUCUGAGGAGACUAUCCGUGUUGUGUCCAUGGAUAAAGACUACCAUGUGGAGUGUUAUCACUGUGAGGAUUGUGGAAUGGAACUCAACGAUGAAGAUGGCCACCGGUGCUACCCUCUGGACGACCACUUGCUCUGUCACGCCUGCCAUCUAAAGCACAUUGAGAAGGGGGCUUCCUCGGUGGCCACCCACCAGCACCCCUACUAGUCCAGCUUGGACAGAGCCAAUUUUGGUGCCCGUUUCCCUGCAUGCACAGCAGGGAAUGCCUAAGCAGCAAAUCAUAAUUUCGAUUUCUGAGAUGGGUGUGUUUGGGUUUGGGGGAGGUGGGAGGAGGGUGAUAAGGGAAAAGGACGCAUGCAUGUCUGUGUGUGCCUGGUUUUGUUUUCCCUUGGCCAGGAAAGUAAAACCAUAUCCAUUCUGGUACAUUUAUCUUCCAAGUGCCUUCCUCUGCACGCAGGAGGUCUUCAGAUUACUUGGGAAAAGGCAUCAUUAUCAAGGCGCAAGGAGAUUCGCUUGUGGAAAGCACAAUUAGCCAUCCUGAGCCCUACCUGCUGAGGUUACUGUGCAGUCUUCUGUGUGAUUCAUGUGGAGCCCAUUUUAAGAUCUCCCCCCUUCUCCCAUUCAGGAUACCAACAGAUUGAUAGCAGACCUUCAGAGUCUUUCUUUUUCCUUAAGGAAAUACUAUGUACAAAACAUCCUUUACAUCUUCCUUUUGCCCCAGAAGUCAGAUUUCAGGUCUUCUUUAGUAAUCUCUGAAGAUGAUCAUUGUGUUACAAAGAGAGACAGUCCCUAUAUUUUCAUUGGUGACACAGGAAAGAUUUGCCAACAGUGUAAACAAGAGCCAGGUUUUUAUGUGAAGCCGAAGAAGGUGCCCAUAGAAAUAUUUUGUCAGAGUAAUUUUUUUGGACUGGACCCAUGUUUUGGGAGUGUCUGGUGUGAAAACCUUCUUUACCUGGGCAGAUCUGCCCCUGUGGUGCCUCUUCUAGUCUUAGAGAUUUUCCUGGGACACUUAGACUUUAAGCCACUUGCUCAAACUCAGACAGGCAGGACGUGUCAGGGACACCAUUUGAAGCCAGGUCUUCUUGAUUCCAAGGCCUGUUCUCUAUCCACUAUGCCAUGCCUGCCUCUCACUGGUUUUACUGGCACCAAAAUCAGUAUCUCUGGUACCUGGCACAUACAUAAUAAUUGCUUAGAAGAAUGUUUUCUUUCAUUUUUUUGAAUCUCUUCAGACUUCUUUUUCCUUCACUUCCCUUCCCCAACCUCCCAAGAGAACUGGGAUCCAUUGGGCAGAGCCUUUCUUCUUUCCUACCUUGAGAAUUUCCCUACUAAAUGGACCAUGGGAGAAGAGCUUGGUGCAGGCACCGUUCAGCUCAUGCCAGGUCCUCAGAGUUAGGCCUUGGACUCCAAUGUUCCCAUUGCUAUGAAAUGGGUAUUGGCAUGGGGGUAGGUGGGAACAUGUGGACCAGCUUUUCUUUGGCUUGGCCGCCAUUUUGUAACUGGACUCACCCAGGGUUCUGGAGACAGACUAAGAGCUAACCCUGUAAUAUAAUUAAAGCAGACUUUUUUUCCUCCCUGGAAAACCAGAUGGCUGGGGAACACACUCCCCAUCUUAUUGGAGAAAAGGUAUUUAAAUCAAGAAAGUCACUUGAGACAUGAAACUACUUGCUCUGAUACUCAGUGCCAUAGACUUGGAGAGACAUUAUCGUUUGUUGGAUAGACCCCUACUCUUGCAGUCAGGACGACUUGGGAUCAAAUGCUGCCUCGAACACUAGUUGGCUCUGUGACCCUUGGCAAGUCAACCUAGCCACCACCUCCCUCAGUUUCCUCAUCUGUAAACUAAGAGUUGAAUUUGAUGACUUCCAAAGUCCCCAAAGCUAUAAGCUUUAGCUGCAAAGAAACCAGCCUAUGGGAUACCUUUUAUGUAACUGCUUCCUUAGACUAAGGAUGGCUCCUCAAAAAUCACAAAAAUUUCCUAAUAUAGCUCAACCAGAUUUAAGGGUCAGUGCCUACAACAGUCCUCUGCUUUGGGCCUCUGAACGCUUUGUUUAUGCUGUAUCAUAUCCGCUGGCAAAAUGAUGCCUUUUCUUCCAUUGGCCAAUCUCCAGUUGGUGAAGUCACUGGCAACUUAAAACUCUUACAUAGAUGCAUUUAAAUUCAGGUACACCUUCUUUUUAUUUUAGUCACAUUUCCCAAGGAGCAGCACAACCUACAAAACAGUUAGAUGUUGGUAAGAGUCCAAUAGCAUUUGCCUCACGGUGGCGUUGAGCCACUCUUUGGGGACCUAGUGUUAAUACCAUUCAUUGGAAGGAACAAGAGAAAAAGACCCUGAAAAUGUCUCUCAUUUUCUCUUUUUCAGAUGUAGCCUGUGGUGAAAGUCAAUCCCAACGCCUGCCACAGUCUAGGUCUACUCUCAGACCCUGCUGGGCAGGAUGAGGAAAUAGUGGCUUCUGAGGCCGGCUACCUCUGGCCUAUGAAAGCCUUGAAUGCUGAAUUUCUGGGAACAUAUAAUUAACCUCAGGCUCCAACACAAGCAAGGGGAAGGGGCUGGCAAAGUUAAGGCUGUUCCAGCAGGAUCGGGGGCUAGUUCUCACAGCUCUGUAGAAAAAGUGAAAAAUGAAAGGCUCUAGAGUUCCAAAAUAUCUAUCUGCCUAUAAAACCAUCACCAGUCUAUCCCACUUCCCAGGCUUGUCUGGUCGCAGAUAGCAGGUGUGUUCCAAAGCCUGAAGGAAGCCCAGGGCUUAGGCCUUGGUGAAUUGAGUUUUACAUGUGCCACAGCUCGAUUUUAUUCUAGCUGGGCCUGUGUUUCAUCUUCCUCCCCUCGCCACCCCCAGGUUCUGGUCUGGUAGACCUAGCCUAAUGGUCGGAUCAUAGAUUUGGAAUUAGAACGGGCUCUAGAGGUCGUCCAGUUCCCUCAUUUUAUAGAAGAGACUGAGGCCUGUGAAGGUGAAAUGACUCGUCCAAUCACACAAGGAAUCAUAAGUGCUAAACCCAGAAUUAGAGCCCAGUCAGUCAACAAGUAUUGAUGGGGGGCUCUGCUAAGCACUGGGGAGAGAGAUUCAGGGUUUGUUCAUUUGUUUUGAUGGUACCGCUAAAUAGCUUGGUGAGGACAUUUUUGUGUCAUCCCUUCUGCCCCACCAGGGUCAUCCAACUCAACUUUAAAUUAAAGAAUAACAACAAAUACUAGGGAGAGUCAGGUAGUCAACAAGCAUUCAGGAAGCGCUCUAUGCUGGGUGCUAGUGAUACAGACAAAGGCAAAGCGACUUUCUGCUUCCUCUCUUGUCAUUUCUAGUUCCAGGGAUGCUGGGCUCUGCUGAAGAGGCUCUUUACUCCCUGGGACAAGAGGGUUCAUAGGGAAGAUCUGGGAGGAGGCUCCCUGGGGGUCCCCCAGGUAUGAGGUGCCCUUGUUGAAAAUGGAGCUGAAUGAAUUGGGGAGGAGCUCUGCCUUCGGUGCAGGCCCAGUGUUUGGCUUCCUGUGACCCCUCUUAAGCCCCUCUGCCCUCUCCAAAGAAGCCACUGAUGAUCAGGACCCACAGCUGUUUUUAAAGUUCUAAACAUAGGCAGUAUGGCCGACUCAGCCUGCGGCUUUCAAGGCCAACCUAGUUAUCUGGGCUUCUUGCUGGUCUUCCUUCUUGUCUCUUCUCUGCAUUUUUUUUUUCGGGGCAAUGGGGUUAAGUGACUUGCCCAGGGUCACAGAGCUAGUAAGUGUCAAGUGUCUGAGGCCGGAUUUGAACUCAGUUACUCCUGAAUCCAGGACCAGUGCUCUAUCCACUGUGCCACCUAGCUGCCCCCGCCCCCCCAAGGCAACUCUCAAAGUUGUAGGGCAGGUGUAGACUUGUUUGGGUUUGGGAAGUUUCUUCAUGCUAUUCUCUAUGCCAACACAACCAAAGGUCUGGUCUACAUACAAAUCUAUAUAUGUGCACGAAUGCACACAGAAGUGCAUGUGUUUACAUGUAGCAUACAUAUAGGCAUACAUUAACAUUUAUACAUAUAUGUGCACACACAUCAUGUGUGUAUAUAUGCAUAUGUAACAUCUGUACAUACAUGCACUGUGCUAUCUCAGGCUGAUGGGCCCACUGUGGCCUUGUCUUUUAUUUUCCUCCUUAUUUUAUGUAGGAACAACUCCUGAGGUGCCGUCCAUGAAGUCCCAAGUCAUUCUAGAACAUCUGAAAUCACUAGAGUGAAAUCUUUAAAAAAAAGACAAAAUGGAGGGAAAGCAGGAGCAAGGAUUUAUUAGUGUCCACUGUGUGCCAGGUGCUGUGUUGAGCUCUUUAUGCAUAUUCUCUCAUUUGAGAUGCCAUGUCUUUGACAUAGUUUUUUUUUUUUUCCCUGAGCCAGAACUUGGCAGAGUUUGGGGGAAUGAAUUUCAGUAUUGAGUAUGAAAAGCUCGCUGUGAGGGGAUGCACUUUCCUCUGUGUUUAUCUUUUGUUCUAUUAUUAUAGCAUGAUUCAAACUAUUGUCAAAUGAAUAACAAGUAUGAAGAGUAACUCUUAAAGUACUAACCCACAUUGUUGUUAUUGUUGCUGUUUUCCUAGCCCAUUUUUACUGUCCCUUCCUGUAGAAGCUUGCUCUUUGCAGGGGGAUGUAGGCAGGCCCAGCCUGGGCUUCUGUGUUCUCCUAGAAAGAGCUACCCCAUAGCUUCAAGGUGUCUCCCACAAAUUCCACAGGUGCUCUUCCCACGGCCUAGGUCUCUGAAGAGUCCGUUGAUAAACCAGUCGUGGUCCUUUCCUUUUCACUCCCUCCCUUUUGCUGAGAUGAUGGCCAAGACCCGCAAGGGGAGAGAGGCAACCCAAUCCCUCUGCCUACAGAUGAUGAGUGUGAUAGAUUGAGGGCAGCUGUCAUUACCACGUUCAGAAUGCUUCAGAAAAAUUGUCUUUUCCCUCCUGCCAUCUCUCCCAGUUAGUGAGUGGGUAUCAGAACACAAACUCAUGUCUUCUCAUUCAAAGUUAAAUGCUCCUUUUUCUCCACUGCCCUUGGGUAAGAUUCCCCAAUGCCCUGAUGCUUGCUUUAGCAAAAGAAUGGAAAAAUGUUUUGUUUCUUAAUCCUGAAAUUGCUGUUUCCUCCUUUAAAGUCAUGGGUGUUCUUGAUGCAGCAGGUCUGCUAGAUGUACGUACGCUCACACUUUUCAAACCUCAACAGCUUGAAAUAAGCUGGCCAGGGCCUACAAUACGGAAUGGUACUCAUUUUGAUUGUUUGUUUCUAGGACAUUUCAGUUCCAAAGAAAAUAAAAAUUAAAAAGCUUGUUAGUAUAUCUGGUGACAUGACUAAUCUCAGCUAGGGGUGGAUGGAUGCUGUCCUUUUUUUAAAGCUGUUAAGUAUUUAUGAUAUAAUAGGGCCAAAGCAAUGGAAAACCUGGCCCAAUUUUGAAUUACCCAAAUCAAUAAAUGCAACUGAGUCGA